Molecule: messenger RNA, 3505 nt
Organism: Malus domestica (apple)
Lineage: Eukaryota; Viridiplantae; Streptophyta; Magnoliopsida; Rosales; Rosaceae
Product: intracellular protein transport protein USO1-like
Source: RefSeq, a predicted model, not a curated record
AGGAAAACCGCGCAAACAAAGCAGUUCCAAGUCCCAACUAAAACCAGAAAAAACCGUUCAUUUCGUUUUGCAGUUGCACCCAAAAGAAAUCGCUCGACUCCUUCCUCUUCGUCUUCCUCUUCCGGCGUUCAUCAACCCAAAAUCAACAAAAAUCAGCCAAUUUCACCAUUAAAUCUGUAAUUUAUUCUUUUAAUUUCUCAAUUUUUAUUUCAUUAUUUGUUUGGAGGGCGGGAAAUUGCGAGACAAAAAGGAGAGAGCGUGCGUCGGAUGACAUGUCGUGGAUUAGAAAUGCGGUGAACCUGGCAGUGGAAGCAGGGGCCGCCAACAGCCUCACCCGCACCGUACGCAACUACACCGACACUGUCGUCCUCCACGCGGGCAAUGCCGUCGCCGGCGGAGCCAGACUCCUCCUCCCUGACCGCAUUCGUCCAAGGAAUUUACAGAGUUUUAAGCAGACUGUGAAAAGAUUGGAAGAAGUUUCUGUUUCUUGUAGAGGUGUAGAAAGGGUUCAGCUGCUGAGGAGGUGGCUGGUUUCACUCAAAGAAAUCGAGAGAUUGUCCACCCUUUACAAUGCGAGAAACGGAAAGGGUUCUGAAGACCACCUUACAUCCGAUGAGUCAGCAGACUCCCCGAGGAAACCUACCCUGGUUUAUUACGUAGACUCCGAUGCUGGAGAUGAACCGAAAACUUUUCGUGAUGUCUUUCUUCAUAGCCAAGCUCUGGAGGGCAUGACAUUAUCCAUGAUUCUUGAAGAACCAAAUGAGGAAGAAGUUUCGCUACUUUUGGAGAUAUAUGGGCUCUGUCUUACAGGAGGAAAGGAAGUACACAAUGCAGUAAUGAGCAGCGUACAGAAUUUGUCAAUUGCACUUUCAUACUAUCAAGAUGAAGUACUGAUAAAGCGAGAAGAAUUGCUCCAAUUUGCUCAAAGUGCAAUUGCAGGGCUGAAAAUAAAUGCAGAUCUUGCAAGAAUAGAUGCUGAAGCCUGCAGUUUAAGGGAAGAACUUGAUAAAUUGAUGGCACACCAGAAGGCUCUUAGUGAAGGUUGUGAAAAAUCAGCUGAGAAGACAACAGAUGCGACAAUAGAGAAUUUAAAAGACGCGCUUGUAGAAAUUCAACUAUGUUCCAGGUUGGAGGCUCUGUUACUAAAGAAGAAAUCAUUGAGCAAUGGGGACUCACCCGAGAUGCAUUAUGAAAAGGUUGAGAAAUUGAAAAUAUUAUCAGAAUCUCUUGCUAACUCCACCUCACAAGCUGAAAAGCGCAUUUCAGACCACAGCAGGUUUCAGGAAGAAGAAGCACUCAGCUUUCGUGUAGCUAAAGCUAACGAAGUAAGCCAAGUUGAGAAGGAACUGGUGGCGGAGAUCGGAAAACUUGAGAGGCAAAGAGAAGAACUCCAAAAUGAACUGAAAAAGGUGAUUAUCGCAUUGAAGGCCGUUCGUGCACGCCUUCACAAUGCAAGGGAAGAAAGAGAACAAUUUGAUGAAGCAAGCAAUCAGAUUCUUGUACACAUAAAAGCAAAGGAAGAUGAGCUAUCAAAAUCUAUUGAUUCAUGUAAAGCAGAAGCUGAUGUUGUAAAUACGUGGGUUAGUUUUUUGGAAGAUACCUGGGUUCUGCAGUCUUCGUACACAGAGCACAAAGAGAAGCAGGUCAAUGGCGAACUGGAGAGAUAUGGAGACUAUUUUGUGAAUUUGGUAAUCCAACUUCUCUUUACUUACAAGGCAAACUUGGGAUCGUCAAUCACUCGCAUAAGGACUCUCGUGGAGUGCUUGAACUCAAGUAAAGGAGCAAAUAUACCGGGCAUAGAUGAUGGAAGUUCAAAAGAAAGCAACCCGAGGAAAAAUCUUGUAGAGGAUUAUGUGGACAUGGAAGCCAAGUUUCUGACCACCUUAAGUGUAGUAGAUACCAUGAAAAAGCAGUUCUACGUUCAAAGCGAAGGCAUUUUCAGGAGAGAUGAUGAGAAGGUCAAAGAACUCUUUGAUGCCAUCAAAAAUUUAAACGACGAAUUUGAAUCCAUUGACAGACCAAUAUUGGAAACUGAAGCUUCGCCGCGAAGACCAGAGACGCCUUCUAGUGAUAGGGCCAUUACAAGUCCAUCUCCUACCGCUACCUCUCCUUUGACAACCGGGACUCCAGAACUCAAACAGGAUGCCAAUUCUUCUUUGAUUAAGGGAGAGAAGAAACUGGACCCAAAGGAAGAUACAAAACUAGGGCAGGAACUUGGUAAGACUGCCCCAUUGUCCACCGGGACUCCAGAACUCAAACAGGAUACCAAUUCUUCCUUGACUAAGAGGGAGAAGGCACUGGACCCAAAGGAAGAUACAAAACUAGGGCCGGAACUUGGUAAAACUGCCCCAUUGACCACCGGGAGUCCAGAACUCAAGCAGGAUACCAAUUCUUCCUUGACUAAGGGGGAGAAGACACUGGACCCAAAGGAAGAUACAAAACUAGGACCGGAACUUGGUAAGACUGCCCCAUUGACCACCGGGACUCCAGAACUCAAACAGGGUACCAAUGCUUCCUUGACUAAGGGGGAGAAGACUCUGUACAUAAAGGAAGACACAAAACUAGGGCCGCAACUUGGUAAGACUGCCCCAUCGACCACCGGGACUCCAGAACUCAAACAGGAUACCAAUUCUUCCUUGACUAAGGGGGGAAGAGACAUUGGACCCAAAGGAAGAUACAAAACUAGGGCCGGAACUUGGUAAGGCUGCCCCAUUGACCACUGGGACUCGAGAACUCAAACAGGAUACCAAUUCUUCCUUGACUAAGGGGGAGAAGACAUUGGACCCAAAGGAAGAUACAAAACUAGGGCCGGAACUUGGUAAGGCUGCCCCAUUGACCACUGGGACUCCAGAACUCAAACAGGAUGAAGUUUCCAAUUCUUUCUUCAUCAAGGGGGCAAAUACACUAGACCUGCAGGAAGAGUUGCCGAAACUAGACCCUGAUCUUGGGAAGACCAGUCCAAUGACCACUGAGACUCCAGAACUUAAAAAGCAUGAAGCAAAGGAAGAACUGGCGAAACUACAGCCAGAACUUGGGAAGUUUGUCAAAGAAAUCUCAGCGGAUGAGAUUUGCGAUAUGGUGUUUGAUGAACUUGAAAAGGAAGUGAAAAGAAGUAGCUGACCGGCAAGAAAUGUAGGCCAAAUUCAUAUGGUGGAAUAUGCAUUACGAGUGCAUAUUGAUCUUUUAACAGUGCAGGUUUAUGACAUGUCUUGUUGAAGAAGCAAAUAAGUAGGUCUCUUUCGACGCAAGAUGUAACGCUAUGUAUCUACAGUCGACACUCCUGACAGGUUGUAAAACAAAAGUUGACAAACACUGGAGUUGCUUAGGUCUAUUGAUGCUGUGUAAAUUCUCUGAUCCAUUUGAAGAUGUAGAUAAUACCUUGAAGAAAGUGGACUAUAUUCUCGUGUAGAUACUGCAACUGUAAGAUUAUUCCAAAAUUGUGCUUUCAACAGUGUGGAUGUAGUUUAGAAACUGAUUUUCACCUUUUCAAAGACAACAGUUUUGA